Neoarthrinium moseri is the source of this 786-nucleotide messenger RNA. RefSeq lists its product as uncharacterized. The record is from RefSeq and is a predicted model, not a curated record. NCBI's taxonomy places the organism in Eukaryota, Fungi, Ascomycota, Sordariomycetes, Amphisphaeriales, Apiosporaceae. The transcript is spliced from 2 exons. Bases 1 to 786 code for a protein of 261 amino acids.
AUGGCAGUCCAUCUAAUUCACCUCAAUCUUUGGAACGAGGGCGAUUCCCCGGAUGAAGCACGCAUAGACCGUGAGAUUGAAAUGCUUGUCAAUGACCAGAGAAGCGCUGAAGAAGUUGCAAAAAUCAUUGACGACAUUGUCACUGCUGAUCGCGAAAAGGCCCUUAGCGCAUAUACCGAAUCUCUCACCAAUAUAGGAAGUGGGGAGAAGCCAGAAGAACACAAUAGUCCGGUUCCAACGCCACAGCCUAUGGGCUGGCAACACUUUGUCUGGCACUCGCUGGGAAGGGCCGCCAUGGUGAUUCCGUCUGAUCAUGCAGGACAUCCCAGACCCGUGAGCCUGCUAAAAGCACUGCAGCGCAUACCAAUCCAUUCUGUACCGUUCCUCUCGUCAGGCGCGGGACUAAUAGAAAAAGAAGUAUGGGUGCUUAGCCCGGAGAAUGGAUUUGACUACUUCGUACAGUGGAUGUGGGAACUCGAUCAAGGAACCUUCGGCCGCUGGAGCUUAGCAGACGAAAACCCCGAGACUGCAAAGGCUACGGCCGCUCAGUACCAGAACUUCUCGGCUUUCCUAGCGCAUCUGCUGAGCGCCGGUGUGGUUGAAGCUACCCAUUUAAGCGCCAUUAUAAAGCCUGCCUUUUUCGGAACUGAAGCCUUGUACAGAGAACCACCUCAGAGCGAGCCAUAUGUACCGGCGGGGGCUCAGUGGAUGCUCUAUGCAAGCCAUGCCCUCUAUGACAUGUGCGACAAGAGGGCGUUCGGUGGGCGGAUAUUAACCCACAAAUGA